AGUAGGUGUUGGGGAGUGAGCGUUAGCAUGUCAGUAUCACCCUAGUGAGUGGUCACUAUCACGGGCACGGUCUUCACUCAGACCAGACACAAAACGUCACUAGGAAGUCUCACUGCAUCGUGUUCUUUAAGUAAACAAAUUUGAAUUGAUACAGUGCACGAGUAACUACCUAGCGUACAAAAUAAUAGUCUAAAUAAAUCAUAGCACAUUUACCCAAAGAGAAGGAUCCCAGCUUUGCAUCAUCCUGCAAGUGCUUCGGACGACAAUGGCGCGUGUCCUCGGGUCUCACCUGCUGGUGAUGAUGGCCGCCCUUACUACUACUGCAGCCAGCCAGACCUCAUCGAAAUCUAACGCCUCAGCUCUCACUCUGGAUCCUCAUGAGGUGAAUCUAGUAGUGGGCGACAGCUGUUCCCUCACACUCACCCACAGGGGUGAGUUGGAGGGCUGCGUCAACGUCACCUUCGAGUUCACCAAGACCAUAGCCGAGGAGUUGCCUCCCAUGGAGUUGUGUGAUUCUUCGGAUGGCGACUCGUGGGACAUACAGAUCAACACGACGCACAACGGCAGAGCAACGGUCUCUCUCAAGGCCUCCCCUUCUGAACUGGUGGAAACGAAUCCUCAUGAAGCUUUCUGUCUGGUGUCGGUGGUGACUGACCCUGCCAUCACGGUAGCCGGGGACGUGUUGGGCUGGAUCUACACCAUCGCCUGGGACAUCUCCUUCCUCCCACAGAUCGUCCACAACUGGCGCAGGAAAAGCGUGGAUGGCCUCAGCUUCGACUUCCUCACCUUCAACUUUAUUGGGUUCUUCUCUUACUUCAUCUUCAACAUGGGUCUCUACUGGCUCCAUGAGAUAAGGAAUGAGUACUUUCAACGACACCCUACACGUCUUCUACACGUGAGGCUGAAUGACGUCAUCUUCCCACUGUAUGCUGUGCUGUGUACUGCUUUCCAGAUCCUUCAGUGCUUCCUACUCCACAGAGGUCCGGGACAGCGGGUGUCGACCACGUGUCGAGUCAUCUCUGGGCUGAUGGUGAUGUCAGCGGUGGUGGGGUGUAUCUUAGUGCCUGUAGUUGAUUCCCUCCUCUGGCUGGACCUCCUCUACUGGCUGUCUUAUCUCAAGCUGGCCAUCACCUGCAUCAAGUACACCCCCCAGCUAUGGGAAAACUAUCGUCGCCAGAGUACCGAAGGAUGGAGCAUCUGGCAGGUGAUCCUAGACUUCACAGGCGGUUCCUUGUCACUCUUGCAAAUGUUCCUGCUGGCUGGUAACUACGAUGACUGGUGGUCAGUGUUGACGGACCCAGCUAAGUUAGGCCUGGGUCUACUCUCCGUUUUCUUUGAUAUUUUCUUCUUCAUCCAGCACUACUGCCUCUACAGAAACUCUGGACAUGGGAAGACUUCAGAGGAGAAGACCUCAAUUGUGUCACUGGAGAAAAAUACAAAGGGUAUUGACAGCCCAGCCAGUGAGCUACACGCCAACACCCACAUGUAAACCACUGCCAGAAACUUCAUGAAGGCAUCCCUCACCUGUGAAGCUUUUAGUAUUACAGGUAUUCAUUUUGUAAGUUUAUUCUGAUGACUUUGAAUGGCUUAUAUUUAAAGUACUUCUAAAAUGAUAGACCUCACUGCCAGUGUGUGUCUAUUUAAGUUACUGUGGCUCCAGUAAUUAAAAAAAACAUGCCAAACAUCUGUUGACACAGUGGUAGUGUCCAGAGUAUUGAGCUACUACCCAGUAUUAUUGUCAGUAUCACUAGAGGUCAGUUUAAAGUUUUGGAAGCACAAAAUGACAACUAGCUACAGUAGAGAACAGUAUGCAGUUUAAGUUAGUGCUGAGGACCAAGUAGGCCCAAGAAGAGAAAAAACGAAGGCAUAUAUGUCAAGAAAAAUGAGAAAAUCAGUAAGGUAAAAAGAAUAAGAUAGACUAUCCAAAACAGUGGUGAAUAUCCAACAAGAUAAGUUGGCUCAAUACCCAAGUACUGUACAGUAUAUAGAAGGUGGUGGUGCUGUGACUGUGGCACAUACCAAUGCAAGCAACCUGAAAAAAAGACAAAAAAGAAUGAUUUUUUCCACAUCAACUUUACCGAUUUGUUUUGUCGUAGGUUCCUUCUCCUAAGUGUGGUAACUCUUGGAGGCAGUUGUGUAAUGUGUGAAGCACGUGUAUUGUGGAACAGUUCACUGGUGAAAACCAGUUUGAUAUGUACUGUAUGUGGUGCUCAAUAUGAAAGAUACUGUACUAUACUUUACAGUACAUGUUAAUUAAUACACCAAUGUAUAUAUACAGUAAACUCCCCCAAGUCGGACUUAUCCAAGUCAGACACAGUCUGAGUUACCGUGGCAUAUGCAUGAGUGUAACUGGCCAUGUGGUACAACACCAGUCUCCAACUGAUCUUUCUGUGAUACCUGAACUGUCGGUUAAUGUGAUGGCACCCAGCAGUGAUUUAAGUGAUUAAAUACUGACUACUGUACAGUACAGAAUUAUAGGUCAUUAAAUUUAAGUUUAGUGUAACUACAUUUACUGUAUAGUGUAAUUAAGUUUGGUGUAAUACAGUACUGUACAUAUUCUACUUUAAUGUUAAAUGUGUCAUACCAGCCAAAGUGCAGGAGUUCUCUCCACUCACCAAGGCUCCAGCAAUCAUAUGGAAAAAGGUACGUGCUCUGGAGUGUUCAGAUGUUAUUAUUUCUUUUAACAGUUUUGUUACAGGUAUUUCUUUUAAUAGAGCAUAUACAGCACAUUAUAUUCUUUAGGGAUUUGGUAAGCUUUGAGAUAUUUUUGACAUUAAGGAGCACCAAUGGAGGUUAAUACCUCUUUGUCAUACUUUUGGUGAAGUCGGACUGACGUAAUCUCUAUAUACUGUAGUCUGACUUAGGGAAGUUUUAAUUAGCUUUGACCACUUAUUCUGCAAAUGUUUUCAAAGAUAAAG
Homarus americanus (American lobster) is the source of this 2918-nucleotide messenger RNA. RefSeq names its product cystinosin-like. Gene Ontology annotation, biological process: L-cystine transport. Lineage: Eukaryota; Metazoa; Arthropoda; Malacostraca; Decapoda; Nephropidae. The record is from RefSeq and is a predicted model, not a curated record. Bases 266 to 1489 code for a protein of 407 amino acids. The transcript is spliced from 10 exons. Gene Ontology annotation, molecular function: L-cystine transmembrane transporter activity. Gene Ontology annotation, cellular component: vacuolar membrane.